This is a messenger RNA of Rhincodon typus (whale shark), 798 nucleotides long. Its product is annotated as receptor-type tyrosine-protein phosphatase beta-like. Gene Ontology annotation, molecular function: cadherin binding. Lineage: Eukaryota; Metazoa; Chordata; Chondrichthyes; Orectolobiformes; Rhincodontidae. The record is from RefSeq and is a predicted model, not a curated record. The annotation marks the transcript as partial. Gene Ontology annotation, biological process: angiogenesis. The transcript is spliced from 3 exons.
UUCCACAACGUGUCUCAAACUUGGCAAUGGCAAGCAAUGGUUCCACCAGCUCUCUGAGAAUGAGCUGGCUGCCCCCUACUGGAGACUGGGAGAGUUACCAGAUUCAACUGUUCAACCACUCCUCUGUUGUGCUGAAUGUGUCCGCUGAGAAACACGUCAGAGAGUAUGAAAUCAAGAAUUUAGGACUCAUCCCUGGACGACAAUAUAAGGCUGCAGUCAUUGUAAAGAGUGGAAAUUUUAAAAACGAGGCAUACUGCAGUGGGAGAACAGCGCCAGAGGCAGUCCUUCACCUACGGAUAAAACAUACUGAUCAAUCCACACUCAGUGUCUUAUGGACAACUCCUGUGACUGAGCUGGACCGGUAUCUUAUAUCAUUGAAGGACACAAAAAGUAUAGAAAUGAAUAAAAGUCUUUCAAAAGAUGCCAAAGAGUGCACUUUCUCUGGCUUGGUACCUGGACGGAAAUUCACAGUUACUGUAACCACCAUCAGCGGUGACUUAAGCAAAUCUGCUUCAGUAGAAGGAAGGACAGUGCCGGCUCAGGUGUCAAACCACCACGUGACAAACCAAGGGACAAUCGACAGCUUACACACCAGCUGGACUAGAGCCACUGGGGACAUUGACAAUUACCAAAUCCACCUCAUACAUGAAAACAUUGUAAUAAAGAACGAAAGUGUUUCAAGUGAAACCGAUCAAUAUCUGUUUCAUUCCCUGAAACCUGGAGGGUCAUACUCUGUGGUCGUCACCACUAUUAGUGGAGGAAUCUCCUCAAGACAAUCAAUAGCUGAAGAAAGAACAG